UUUCCACUGCACGCCAAUUACCGAAUUUGUUUCAAAAAUGUCAAUUAUCUUUCUUUCUGCAGAUAAGUUUACCUUUUUCAAAUAACUUAAAACGAAUUGAAUUACCCGCGUUUUCUAAACCGGAAACUCGAAUGACAUUGAUAUAGACACUUCAUGCCGAUCGAUCCAAACUCCACAAAGCCAAACCGCAAAUUAACCAAAAAAUCCAAACAAACCCAUAGACGAACAGUCGCGAUUUCAAGUGUUGGAUUUUGAGAAAGUUCAAUGGGUUCUCCAGGCGGGCGUGGUCGUGGUAAACGAGGAGGUUCUGGACGAGGUGGAAUAAUCAAAAGAGGUGCAAGCAGGGGAUCUUUUAACGGUGGAGCCCCAUACGGCCGUCCCAUGCGGGGCGGGCCUAUGGGGAUGAGAGGAGGUAUGCGACCCCCUAUGCUUCCACCGCCGAUGCGGGGCGGAAGAGGGAUGCCAGGCCCCCCAAGGGGCAUGAUGGCGCCGGGACCUAGGGGUUUGCCUCCGCCAUGUUUAAGGCCGCCACCAAUGGCAGGAAUGCGAUCGCCACCACCUGGAAUGCGUCCACCGCCACCCCCAAUGAUGAUGAUGCGCCCUCCAGUACCUCCACUUUUGAGAGGCGGUUUUGGACCAAUCAGAGGCAUGAAACCCGGCCGUUUCCAAAGAGGUGGCAACUUUGGAGGAGUGAGAGGUGGAAACGUUAUGAAGAAAAACCGACCCAGUUUGAAAAUGAUCGAUCUGAACAAACCGUGGGUAACGGCUGCAAUAAAGUCAGCGUUUCAUAUGAAAGAUAAAUUGUUGGCGGCUGCGAAACAAACUCAGAACCAAGACGAUUGGGCCAAAUACAGGGAUCAAAGGGAAAAAUGUACGAAAAUGUACCAGGAAGCUGAGGUGGAGAAUGGGGGGCAGGUGGAGGGCUCUCCUGUAGACUGGGAAGCCUAUGUGGAUGAAGAUGAUGAAGAGGCAUUGCACGAAUGUGAAUAUUAUGAGCUAGAUGAGGAGGGGUCAUACGCGUGCGAUACAUGCGAAAGAGACUUCUAUAGUAAAUAUCAAUUUGAUAAACACAUGUCUGAACAUAGAACUUGUAACUUAGAGGGUUGCACAUUUACGGCUCAUGAAAAAAUUAUUGAAAAACAUAUUAGAAUGCAGCAUUCAACAGGGAUUUUUGAGAAAAUCAAAAAGUUGAAUAAUCCAGAGGAUAUUGCAAAGUGGAUAGAAGAGCGAAAAAAGAAUUAUCCUAGUAAAGAAAACGUGGAGAAGCGAUACGAACGACAGGAGGAGCUGAUGAAAAAGGGCAUUCGAAUUCAGAAAAACGAUAAUAAAUUCGGACGAGACAAAUACAGAUUGGCGGCUGCACCAAAACGUCAGGGUCCUCCGUUAAAAAAACGUGGCGAUCAAACUAUCAGAAAAAAACGGAGACGUGAUCCUCCACGGCCUCCCAAAAUAUCCCUUAUUGAUCAAAAUGCUGACUGGAAUGGUACUAUGUUUCCUUUUAGAGGUACAUCGGAACUUAUUGAAUCCGAAGUGGUUGAAGAGAGAAUAAGUGAUUUUGAAGAUGAUGAGUGGCAGAAAGAUGCCAAAGCUAUACCUGCGAAAGUGAAUAAUUCGUUGGGUUCUUUGAUGGCAGCUUAUGGGUCGGAUAGUGAGGAUGAUGUAGUGGAGCUAAAAAGCCAGCACACUUCUGCGGUGAAUAGUGUGAAAGGUCUGGAUGCUGUGACACAAGAUAAAAGUCACUGUGUUAGCAACGUGGAUAGUGAUAAUGAACCCCCGGAGGAAGUAAAAAUUGUUAAAACUGAAGAUCAUCUGGCAGAGCAUCUGAGUCAUUCAAAACCCACUGGUUUGAAAACCGAUCAUGUUAAUGAAAAUAGACGUCCCAGGAAAAGAUUACAUGCACGAUCCAGGACAUUUAAAAGUAGAUCGUAUGCUAAUCCUUCUGAGCCAUCAACUUCCACAGGAAUUACCAGACAAAGUUCGGAUAACUUUCCACACAAUAACUUCAGUCGGCGGAAGGUGACUUUGUUGGAAAAACUUCUGGAAAAGGAAAUUCGACUUGAACGCAAUGUUAUAUUGCAGUGCGUUCACUAUGUAGUGCAAAACAAUUUUUUUAAGGAUUCGCGCUAGAAAAUUUAAGUCGCUAAGGAAAAAUACGAAUAAUCUUCUGUGAUAAGGUAACGUCAGUUAAUUGGUUGCAGUUUAUGUUUAACUGUUUUGUAAUAAAACCCUGUUUUGACUAUA
This is a messenger RNA of Dendroctonus ponderosae (mountain pine beetle), 2241 nucleotides long. RefSeq lists its product as uncharacterized. The record is from RefSeq and is a predicted model, not a curated record. Gene Ontology annotation, biological process: box C/D snoRNP assembly. Lineage: Eukaryota; Metazoa; Arthropoda; Insecta; Coleoptera; Curculionidae. Gene Ontology annotation, cellular component: nucleus. Gene Ontology annotation, molecular function: RNA binding.